Octodon degus (degu) is the source of this 2690-nucleotide messenger RNA. It is a transcript of the gene Foxp4, whose product is annotated as forkhead box P4. The record is from RefSeq and is a predicted model, not a curated record. Gene Ontology annotation, biological process: regulation of transcription by RNA polymerase II. Lineage: Eukaryota; Metazoa; Chordata; Mammalia; Rodentia; Octodontidae. Bases 74 to 2092 code for a protein of 672 amino acids. Gene Ontology annotation, molecular function: RNA polymerase II cis-regulatory region sequence-specific DNA binding; DNA-binding transcription repressor activity, RNA polymerase II-specific. Gene Ontology annotation, cellular component: nucleus. The transcript is spliced from 18 exons.
GGGCGGCGGCGACCCAGCGAGCCCCAUGCCCCGCGCGGGCUGAGCCGGGCCCGACAGGUCCUGCUGGAGCGACAUGAUGGUGGAAUCUGCCUCGGAGACAAUCAGGUCGGCUCCAUCUGGGCAGAACGGCGUGGGCAGCCUUUCUGGGCAGGCGGAUGGCGGUGGCGGGACUGGGGCUACAGGCACAGCCGCGAGCGGCCCGGGCAGGGACGCAGUGGCCGCCCCGGACAGCAACGGGGAGAUGAGCCCUGCGGAGCUUCUGCACCUCCAGCAGCAGCAGGCUCUCCAGGUGGCCCGCCAGUUCCUGCUGCAGCAGGCCUCAGGCCUGAGCUCCCCGGGGAACAAUGACAGCAAGCAGACUGCCUCUGCCUCUGCCUCUGCCGUGCAGGUGCCGGUGUCCGUGGCCAUGAUGUCGCCGCAGAUGCUCACCCCGCAACAGAUGCAGCAGAUCCUGUCACCGUCACAGCUGCAAGCUCUGCUCCAGCAACAGCAGGCGCUCAUGCUGCAGCAGCUUCAGGAAUAUUACAAGAAGCAACAGGAACAGCUGCAUCUACAGCUCCUCACCCAGCAGCAGGCUGGGAAACAGCAGCCCAAAGAGGCGCUGGGAAACAAGCAGCUGGCCUUCCAGCAGCAGCUCCUGCAAAUGCAGCAAUUGCAGCAGCAGCACCUGCUCAGCCUGCAGCGGCAGGGGCUGGUCAGCCUGCAGCCUAGCCAGGCCUCAGGGCCCCUGCAGACCCUCCCACAAGCAGCCGUGUGCCCCACAGACCUGCCUCAGCUGUGGAAGGGUGAGGGUGCCCCGGGGCAGCCUGCUGAGGACAGCGUUAAGCAGGAGGGGCUGGACCUCACCGGCACAGCCACCACCGCUACCUCGUUUGCCACACCCCCAAAAGUCUCCCCCCCACUCUCCCACCACCCCCUGCCCAACGGACAGCCCACUGUGCACACAUCUCGGAGAGACAGCUCCUCCCAUGAGGAGACCCCCAGCUCCCACCCCCUGUAUGGACAUGGAGAGUGCAAGUGGCCGGGCUGCGAGACCCUGUGUGAAGACCUGGGCCAGUUCAUCAAGCACCUCAACACGGAGCACGCCCUGGAUGACCGCAGCACGGCACAGUGCCGGGUGCAGAUGCAGGUGGUUCAGCAGCUGGAGAUUCAGCUGGCCAAGGAGAGCGAGCGGCUGCAGGCCAUGAUGGCCCACCUGCACAUGCGGCCCUCGGAGCCCAAGCCCUUCAGCCAGCCUGUGACUGUCUCUGCGGACCCAUUUCCCGAUGGCCUUGUGCACCCCCCAACCUCGGCAGCUGCCCCUGUCACCCCCCUGCGGCCCCCUGGCCUGGGUUCUGCUUCACUGCAUGGUGGGGGCCCUGCCCGGCGGAGAAGCAGUGACAAGUUCUGCUCCCCUAUCUCCUCAGAGCUGGCCCAGAACCACGAGUUCUACAAGAACGCCGAUGUCCGGCCCCCUUUCACCUACGCCUCCCUCAUCCGCCAGGCCAUCCUGGAAACCCCUGACCGGCAGCUGACCCUGAACGAGAUCUACAACUGGUUCACCAGGAUGUUCGCCUACUUCCGCAGGAACACUGCCACCUGGAAGAAUGCCGUGCGCCACAAUCUCAGCCUGCACAAGUGCUUCGUGCGUGUGGAGAACGUCAAGGGUGCUGUGUGGACAGUGGAUGAGCGGGAGUACCAGAAGCGCAGGCCGCCGAAGAUGACGGGGAGCCCCACCCUGGUGAAGAACAUGAUCUCGGGCCUCAGUUACGGAGCACUUAACGCCAGCUACCAGGCCGCUCUGGCCGAGAGCAGCUUUCCCCUCCUCAACAGCCCAAGCGUGCUGAACCCCGGCUCGACCAGCAGCCUCCUGCCCCUCAGCCACGAGGACAUGGGGGCCCCUGGGGAACCACUGCCCAGUAAUGGCAGCAGCAGCCCUCCUCGGCUGUCCCCACCCCAGUACAGCCACCAGGUGCAGGUGAAGGAGGAGCCCGCGGAGGUGGAGGAAGAUCGGAGGCCUGGAGUGCCCCUGGGCCCCCCCAAUCCCAGCACUGUGGGGCCUCCAGAGGACAGGGAGUUGGAGGAGGAGCUGCCAGGGGAGGAGCUAUCCUAAGGGACCUGGGGAGAGGGCGGGGGCGAUACCCCAGGCCCAAACCUGGCCUCCCCACCCCCACUUCAGCCCCAUGAACCUCAAGGCACUUCCCGGACUCGAGGGGGCAGCCUAGGCCAGCAACUCCCCUGCCAUGAACUGACACACGCUUAGGGGCAGGCACAGGCCCCGUCCCCAAGGGGACACGGAACCCCUGGUCUGGGACCAGCAGAGGACAUGGAGGGCCCGGACCCCUCCCAGACCCCCUUCAUCAAAUGCCAUCUCCCUAACCACCAGCAGCAGGCCCCACCACUCUCCCAGGACGGAGCCCCAUGCGGGGGAACCCCCUCUAAGGGCCUGUGCCGCUCCCCUGAUUUGUAUGCCCCGCCCUUUCUGUACUGUGAAGCGGGUGCUCUCGGGGCCCCAGCUCCUCGGCCCGGCCAGCUCUCCUCCCCUCCGCAGCCACAUCUGGGAUAUAGCACUCUGUGCCCCGUGGGGGUCCCCACGAGCAGCACCCAGGCUGGACUGUGCGAAGCCUCCUGGGCCCUCCAGCAGGUGCUGUGGGAUGAGGCUAGCACCCUGCUCAAAGCCACCUUCGGGUGGGACUGAGCCACCUGCCGGA